Molecule: messenger RNA, 2598 nt
Organism: Tuber aestivum (summer truffle)
Lineage: Eukaryota; Fungi; Ascomycota; Pezizomycetes; Pezizales; Tuberaceae
Source: the annotation of a GenBank genome assembly
GGCCCCUCCAAAAUAAAAAUAAUUCGAGAUGCGGCCGUUAAAAGAAACAAGGUACCACCUCCUCUCCUCUCCUCUCCCCCUCCCCAUCCCCACCCAACAUUGCCUACAACCGCUGAAACCCAAGUGACGGCUGGGGACAAUUAGGAAGCGCUGGGGAUCCCUCUUCAAAGGCCAUUCCUCGAUUAGCUCUUUACGCACCGCUACUACAGAUGCUAUAUAUGAAAAUAAUGGAAGUAACAGUAGCACCGAGAGUCCAUGUGGGGCCGGGUUGAGGUCUGUUUGCUGGAGGGUAAUUGAUUUUUCUCGACUCGAACACACGAAUUUAUCAGGAGGGGGAGGGAAGGGAAACUAAUUGUGGUACCCAUAGUUGUUCUUGCUAUUCCCGGGAUUCAAACCGGAAGCUUGGAGUAGAACUAUACGCUGUGAGCGUGCGGCGUUCGAAGAAUUAAAAAGGAUACAUGUAUCCCCGUUCGAGAAGGCGGCAGAUUUCGGCGAGGGGAUCGAUCCACUGGCGGAAGUUGCAGAGGUAUUUCUCUUCCAUCGUUCUACAAUUGGUAACUGCAAUGAAUGGGUGGGGCUAAUGGGUUCUGUAGAACCCCUGGGAACAGUUUCGGAAAGACGAAUCGCUACGGAAAGAGAUAUUCCAGGACAUUGAACGAUGCAUGCCUGAGAAUACGUACUUUCGGGCUCCGGCAAUACAGAACUCCAUACUAAAUAUUCUGUUCAUAUAUUGUAAGCUAAAUGCGGACGUUAGCUAUCGACAGGGCAUGCAUGAGAUUGUUGCGAUAAUACUCUGGGUUGUUGCUUGUGAUGCCAUUUCCCCAGUUACCGAUGCCGAGGAAAAGGAGCAGGGGAAGCCCACGGCUGAUGAGAACAUCAUGGUUGAGUGUCUGGAUCAUCAGUUUAUCGAGCAUGAUACCUUCUCACUAUUCCAAGUCGUCAUGCGCUCGGCGAAGGCUUGGUAUGAACCUGGUGAAGAAGCGUCGGAUUCUGUUAAAGGAAGAGGGAGAAGUGAGAAUAGGAAUAGCUCGCCGAUCGUGGAGAAGAGUAAAUAUAUUCAUGAGCAUCUGCUCAUGGCUGUGGAUCCGGAGUUGUCUGAGCACCUGAAGGCGUUGGAUGUUCUGCCCCAGGUGUUUUUGAUGUAUGAAUUUGCCUCCCCCCCCCUUGUUACUUUACUAGACUAUGAAAGUGGCUAAUGGGUGCGCAGAAGAUGGAUUCGAUUAUUAUUUGGCCGGGAAUUUCCUUUCGAAGAGCUUUUAGAAGUAUGGGAUGCGUUGUUUGCUGAGGAUCCGAACCUUCAGCUCGUAGAUCAUGUCUGUGUUGCUAUGCUUUUGCGGGUUCGGUGGCAAUGUGAGUACCUUCGAAUUUCCUUCGAUGGAGUGUGACUGAUGGGGACUUUUUUUUCUUUUCUCAGUGAUGGAGGCGGAUUAUUCUACUGCCCUUACGCUGGUACUUCGGUAUCCUUCGCCGACCGCACCUGAUCUUCCGGUAACGUUCGUUGCCGAUGCAAUAUACAUCCGAGAUAAUCCUACAUUUGCCGGGGGAAAACACAUUGUCGUCAAGUACUCUAACCGUGCACCUACCCCUCCUGCACAAAAGCAACGAGCCCCGAAACUUUCACGGAAAAAUAGCCCGGUAACACCACCUGCAAGGUUUCUUCAAACUGGCCAAUUGGAGAGUAUUGUACAGGAUGUUGCUAAGAAUAUGCUUAGCCAAGGCGAGAGAUGGGGUGUGAAUCGUGCAGUCAGGGAUGCUGUGGGGGAUAUAAAAAAGAACGUUCAGGGCUUCCAGCAUAACCAACACCAACAGUGGGCUGCGCAGGAAUCGGCUAGAGAGGCUGAAUUGGUAAGGAGGAGUCGGGAGCUAAGUAAGAAGCUCAGGGCAGACGACGAUAGGAGGAAGAAACUGGAGAAGCUCCUCCAAUUGAGCAUCGAAGAGUUGGAAAAGGACGAUUUGAGCACGAAACAGAAGAAAGAAUCAUUGAUGAGACUAAACCACGUUCGCGAGUGUCUUUCGGAUGGCACAAAAACAGUGGACUACACUCCCUCAACAGAGCCCUCGCCAGAGACACAUACUAUCACAGCCUCGGUUCUCACAACAUCCCCUUCAUCAACCGCCAAACCCCCCCUCUCAAGACGCGCCGCCCCCUCAUCCACAUCUACUAUACAUACCUCCACCUCCACCACCUCCCAACAGACCCAAAAGCCAAAAUCAGCACCACCAUCACCACCCAGCCCCGCCCCUCCUCCAAAGCCACAAAGGGUGCCCACAUCCCCGCAGGGAGGCUUCGUUAAGACGUCUUUCAAAAGUAACUCCGACCCAGACUUUCUCACGCACAGACCUCGGGCGUCGCUAGCUCAGAGCAGCUUCGCCUGGAUGCUCGGAGACGACCCUGCAGCGAAAACAAAAACGGCCUUUGUGUCUGCUUCUAUCCGAAAGUCUGGGAAUGCGAACUCUAACCAUGGAGGCCGGGGUAGUGGGGGAGGAGGAGGGGCAGGAGGGGCAGAUGGUGUGGGAGAUGGUGUUAGGGUUGACGCUACGUGGACUCCAGAUGUGGACGAAGGAUUUGAUCUGGAGAGGUUGAGGAGGAAGAGGUAG